CCCCCCGGAGGGCAUGGUGGCGAAAAAUUUCUGCCACACCACCCCUGCACCAGGGCCAGGCCGAUCUGGCAACGAACUUAUCGCCCCUCCCCCUCCUCUUCCCCUCGCUCUCCCACCCACUCCGCAUCCUUUCCUCCUCGCUCUCUCCCUCCUUCCCCGCCCCGCUCCGUUUUCUUGGUUGUUCGCGCUUGCGCUCUCCCCCUCUCCCCUCCCCUGUGCGCUCUCCAUCCCCCCUGCCCCUUCUGCCCUGUGAAAGCGCCGCCCCCUCUCUUGGCCCUCUCCUUCUUUCGCCCCUCUCGAUCACCCUCUGCUUUCGUGUGACAACACGUCUCCUCUUACACCUCCCCUUUCCCCUUAGUUUCCACAAUGGCGAACCGGCCCACCUCGAUGGCCGUGUCCGGCAACAACCGGUCUUUCUUCCAGUACAAGCUGGUGCUUCUCGGCGACUCCUCCGUCGGCAAGUCCUCGCUGGCCCUGCGCUUUGUGCGCGGUCAGUUCCAAGAGUUCCAGGAGAGCACCAUCGGUGCCGCUUUUAUGACCCAGAGUGUGCAGUGCAGCGACGGCACGACGGUUAAGUUCGAGAUUUGGGACACCGCCGGCCAGGAGCGUUACCACAGUCUGGCACCGAUGUACUACCGUGGCGCCCACUGCGCGGUGGUGGUCUAUGACAUUUCCGAUGCCAGCACAUUCACCCGGGCCAAGUCCUGGGUCCGUGAGCUUCAGCGCCAGGCCCCGCCCAACAUCAUCAUUGCCCUGGCUGGCAACAAGCUGGAUCUGAGCCACUCGCGCCAGGUGUCCGAGGAGGAGGCCAGCGCCUAUGCCGCGGAGAACAAGCUCCUCUUUGUCGAGGCCUCGGCCAAGACCGAUGCCAAUGUCAAGCUCAUCUUCACCCGCGUGGCGGAGGCCAUUCCCAAGUCCGAUGCCGCCACCGCGGCUCCCCGCUCGCAGGAUACCUCCAGCAAGACGGUCAACCUGGGCGAGGAGGACAACCGCCGGAAAUGCUGCUAAGGGCCGGAGAAACAGCCUCAGGCCGGGGAUGGCGGCGUCCCCUCGUCGCCGUUUUCCUCGUGACUUCGUGUGCAUGCCCCUGUGCUCGCAUGAGCCUGUUUCCCGUGCUCUUCCCCUCAUAUGUCCCCCUUUCCCCCCCUUUUCCCCCCCCACCCCUCCUCUUCUCCCUCUCCCCCUCUCUUCACACUGAGCCAUUUGCGCGUCGCACUGCGCCGACUGCCCUCCCUCUCCCUCUCCCCCUCCUCCCCGCUCCUUCUCUCCCUCCCUCUCUUUCUGCGCGUGUGCGUGCGGGACUCGACGCUGGCUGCUUGUGUUUGUUUGUGUAGGGCCGCCUGUUUGCACAUGUGUGUCGGGGACUCCGUCUCUCAUUUCUCCCGUGUGGGUGGCCCUCCGGCUUGUGUGUGUGUGUGUGUGUGUGUGUGUGUAUGUGCCACGCACUUCUCCUCCCUGUGCAUGCGCAGUUGCAGCUGUGUGCUGUGCACGGCCUUGUGCGCGCGCCCAACCUCGAGCCGGCACCCGCGUGCUCAUGUGCCUGUGUGUGUGUGUGUGUGUGUCUCUCUCUUCGCUUUCCUCCCUCCUCCACACCUCCCACCUGCCCUUGGCCUUUCCUCCUGCUGCUGGGGUCCAAAUAUGUCCUCGCUCACAUGCCCUGGCGUGGUGAGUGUGCGCCUUUCUCCCAUGCGAUAUUGUAUGUUCCCCCUCCCCUCGUGCCACUUGUGCGUGCAUGCUCAUGUACAUAUGGGCUCGCAGGGGCACGCACAUACGGGCACACACACGCACACACACACACA
This is a messenger RNA of Fonticula alba, 1799 nucleotides long. RefSeq names its product Ras-like protein Rab-5A, variant. The transcript is spliced from 5 exons. The coding region runs from base 367 to 1008 and encodes 213 amino acids. Gene Ontology annotation, molecular function: GTPase activity; GTP binding. The record is from RefSeq and is a predicted model, not a curated record. Lineage: Eukaryota; Rotosphaerida; Fonticulaceae.